CUGAAGUUAGUGGAAAAAAAUCUUCAAAAUCUCGUGACAACAGCAGACAUAUAAUACAAAUUCCUGGAAUUACAACAUACACAUACGCAUUUGAUGAACAUUCCCAAUAAAACAAAUUGAAAACUCUCACAAAAAAGUAGUUAAAUAAACAUAAUAGUGACCAAUUUAAUGUAAAACAAGUGCUCUGCGUGAAGUAUAUACGUAUGUAUGUCCAUAUGAAAAUUCAAAAGUAGAUUCGUAAUUAAAAAGAAUUUAACAUGAAUUUAAUUUGAAAAACUACAAUGAAAAUAACUACAACUACAGCAUUAUCUAUAGCAACCGUUUGAAAUACAAGAGCAACGCAACUAAGUGCUCUUGAGUUAAUUAUUAACGGUCUCGAACACGACCAGAGCGAAAAGGAAACACGCCAAUACAAUUGUACAACAUUGCAAGAGGUCCAACAGAAGGUGUAAUUGUGGGUGUUUUAAAGUACAGCUGUGUGCUGCCGUACGAAUAUUAAUAUGGAGUAUUUCUUGCGUGAAUAUGCGGCACGCAGCAUAUUGCCUCAUUUGAAUACGGUGGCCAAGAGUACAAACAAAAUGCAUGGCAACUCCAACAACAAUAUCUACUACAAUGAAGAAGCCAUAAACACUACUGCAGCAACAUUAAUUGAGAGUCUUAGCAACAAAUAUAAUAACAGUUUCAUCAUAAACCCCGGAGAUACUGGCGAGGGUGGGGGUGGAGUUGUGGCUGUGGGUAGCAGUAGUUCUGGUGGCAGCAUUAGUGAUAAUUUAUAUUUUAUACAACCUCAACAGCAAUUGCUCGUGGAUGUUUUUAGCAGCGGCAGCGGCAGCAGCAGCGACAACAGCAUCAUCGAUAGCCAACACAGUGUGGGUGUUGCCAAUCAAUAUGAGGAUUAUAGCGAAUAUUUGAACAACGAUACUUCCUCGCCAGCUUCACAACUAAUAUCGAGCACCUCACCUUCAUCAUCAUCGCCUGCCCUACAUUUGUUGGCCUCUCUGGCCAGUGUUACCACCACCACAAUAUCAUCAGUAACCCACCAAAUACAACAGCAGACGGAAGAAACGUUUCACGACUACAUCAAGAAAUCCUUGAUGAACAAUGAAACGAUAUAUUCGGCAUUUUCCUGCGAUGGUGAAUCACAAACAUUAAGUGCUUUAAAUUCCUCCCUAGCGAAUGGUGAUGAUGGCAGUGGUGGUGGUGGUGGUGUUGGAGAUGAAGAUGAGGCUUUAUCAAGUGUUUACUUUAAGACCGCCGUCUACUUGUUGUACAUUCCAAUUUUUGUGUUUGCUCUUUUGGGCAACGGCACUGUCUGCUACAUCGUCCAGUCAACGCCACGCAUGCGCACAGUUACAAAUUAUUUUAUUGCCAAUUUAGCUGUGGGUGAUAUAUUGAUGUCUUUAUUUUGUGUUCCCUCAUCGUUUAUAUCCAUAUUCAUUUUGGGCUAUUGGCCAUUUGGCAUUGCGCUGUGUCAUCUAGUCAACUAUUCACAAGCUGUGUCGGUACUGGUGAGCGCCUAUACGUUGGUGGCCAUAUCAAUAGAUCGUUACAUUGCGAUAAUGUGGCCACUGCGACCGCGCAUAACAAAAAGGUAUGCAAAAUUCAUUAUAGCAGGCAUUUGGAUUAUAGCCUUGGCGACGGCAUUUCCCAUACCCAUAGUUUCCAAGCUGGUGCAACCUGGUGACUGGCAUAUAUACUGCGAAAGAUACGUUUGUCAAGAGGAGUGGGCUUCAAAGGAACAAAACUACUACUAUACUUGGGCCUUACUAACUCUGCAGUUUUUGGUGCCCUUGUCGGUGUUAAUUUUUACCUAUACACGCAUAGCGCUGGCCGUAUGGGGCAAAAGGCCCCCCGGAGAGGCUGAAAACUCAAGAGAUCAACGCAUGGCUAGAUCAAAGCGUAAGAUGAUUAAAAUGAUGGUGACGGUAGUGAUUGUAUUUACCAUGUGUUGGCUUCCUUUUAACAUACUGAUUUUGCUACUGAAUGAUGAUGUUUUGCUGUCAUGGGGACCAUUGCCAUACUUCUGGUUUGCAUUCCAUUGGUUGGCGAUGUCGCACAGCUGCUAUAAUCCCAUUAUUUACUGUUACAUGAAUGCGCGCUUCCGAGGUGGUUUCCUGCAGAUUAUUUAUCGUGUACCAGGUUUGCGUCGCUGUUGCUGCUUGCGUCGUUAUUUACGCACACGUGGCGAUCGUAGUUAUGAAGCUACUGGAACGGACGAUGCAUUCCACCUGCAACGUGUGAACACAUGCACCACAUACAUCAGCACAAGACGAAAGAUACGAACGAAUUCUAUGCACGCGAGUCAAUCUUCAUGUGCGGAAACAACGGUGUUGCGGUAGUGCCAGGUUCAUAAACAUCAUAAAUUCAAUGAUAAUUUGGAAAAAUUUAUGUAAACAGCUAAACCAACCAACCAACUUUACCAACAGCAGAUUCAGAUGCACUUGCAUGAAUAUGUGACAUAAAUAUAAAUACACAUCUAUCUGCAUCCGCUUAUAACAAAGGAAAAUCCCUCUUUUAGAAACAAAAACCAAAACCAAAUAGCAAAUAGCAAAAAAUUAUAAAUUCAUAAUUAUUUAUGGUGUAAAUUGAAUCAAUAUGUAUGUAUGUAUCUAUCUAUUUACGUGGAACUGUUUAUUUGAAAUAAACUUAUAAUUAUUUUGUACUACCACAGACACAAAUAAAUACAUAUUCAUACACAUAUAUGUAUGUAUGUUUUUGUAUUGAGUAUUAAGUGUACAUAUUUUUUUUACCAAAUAGAUAGCAUUUACAUUUUUCUAUCGUAUAAGUAUCUAUUUUUAAACAUAAAUAGUUUGAAAUUAGUGUGUGUGGGUGUUUGAAAUUCACUGGUAUGAUUAAAAGUUUACU
Molecule: messenger RNA, 2865 nt
Organism: Calliphora vicina (urban bluebottle blowfly)
Lineage: Eukaryota; Metazoa; Arthropoda; Insecta; Diptera; Calliphoridae
Gene: RYa-R
Product: RYamide receptor
Exons: 8
Coding region: 501-2339 (612 amino acids)
Biological process (GO): neuropeptide signaling pathway
Cellular component (GO): plasma membrane
Molecular function (GO): neuropeptide Y receptor activity
Source: RefSeq, a predicted model, not a curated record